Messenger RNA from Mesorhabditis spiculigera, 1251 nucleotides. The record is from the annotation of a GenBank genome assembly. Lineage: Eukaryota; Metazoa; Nematoda; Chromadorea; Rhabditida; Rhabditidae.
AUGUAUGAUGCAGCUCAGAUUGCGCCUCAUACAACCAAGCUGCAGGCCGAAAAGAUCCAUGAAGUUAUUUCUUCGGAGGAUCCACAACGCAAACUGAGUGAAUAUUAUGCGGUUGCGCCAAAUAGUUACAUGUUCAUCCGAAAAGUCGGCGAGCUGGAUGAGGACAAAAUGAAAGGCUUUUCUUCCGAGAAACAAUGGGAAAAGAAAGUCUAUUCCUGGCCAUGGGUAAAGGCGGUUGUUGAUCGGAUGGUUCCCGAGCGUCACACAAGAGCCCAUUACAUACUAACAAGGCUUCUAAAAGAAUCAAACUCGCCACUAACAAAAGAGUGGUUUUAUAUACAACGAUUGACGGUGGGUUUGGCCAGUUUUAUCACCGUUGUCAUCCUGUGCGUUUUCUUACACUACAAUGCCAUUCAUCAAAUUAUGACGAACCCAACAGCUGGACAACAAAAUGUGAUGGGGACGUUAUCAGGCGACGAACUACUAGAUGCGAAUCGAAGAACAGCAGCUGACAACGAUAUAAUAAACUAUUUCAAGGAGGUGGACGUAAAUUUCAGGGAACUGAAGGAUCAGUCUAGGGAGGACCUGGUUCAGAUCAUUCAGUCCAAGACCGGCAUAAACAUGAACGCAGCUGAGCUUGAACAGGCAACGGAGCGGAUCCUUACAAAAAUGGAAUCGAUUCAGAGCGAGUAUUUCAAAUGGUGGGAGUUAUUAAUAGCUAUCGGAGUUGCGAUUAUCGCCUAUUACAUACCGCUAUGGAUUCUCUUAUUUAAGCGGCGCAUGCGGGCGAUGGAGAUGCAAAAUGAGGUGGAUCAGUUCCAUACGUUAAUUUCAAUCCUCAUGCAGUUCGAUCGGAUGUCGGUAGAUACCGUACUGGAAUGGAUGGAACGCUUCAGCGUCAUCUUCAAGACACCUUUACGCCGAGCUGUACUGAACUAUGAAAGUGGCGCAGAGCAAGCAUUGCAGGCUUUGCGGGAAGAAGCACCUUUUGAAUCCUUUGAGCGGAUCGUCAAACGCUUAAUCCGUGCCAGUGAAAAAGUCUCGGUUGCGGAAUCAUUUGCUGACCUAGAAAUGGAGCAAGAAUACUAUGCGAAGGAUAAAGAGGAUAAGCUUACCCGACUAAUUUCGCAAAAAGCAAUCUUGGGCCAAGCCAUAGGCUUUGUUCCAACAACAAUACUGAUCUUCUUAUACUUAGUUUUCCCAAUGCUCUACAUGACAUUACAGAGCAUGUCAUCCGUUAACCAAAUUUUA